AUGCUGCCGCUGGGCCUGAGUGCCCUCGUAGCCGUACUAAGCAGCGACGACCUCGAUGGCUUACUCGAUGCCCGUGAACUACCGUCUCUGGCACGGAUCCUCCAAUCCUUCUCGCCACUCCCAAAGAUCACAACGCGAACGACGGCACUUGUACCAAUCGAGCACCCCGAGUUUGCUCUACGCUUUGCACCCUUACCUGCACUCGAAGCGUACGCGCGGGAGCAGCCAGAGGCGCGUGCAGGUCGGUUCGUCGACUGGGUUGCUGCGCGCAUAGCAAGAAACUCUGCUGCGUGGAUCGAGGAAUACGAGCGUGGCGCUGGCCCCGAUGGUGAGGGUGUAGUGCCGCCGCCGUGGUGGGACGAGCUUGCGGCGUGUGUGGAGGGAGAGAGGGCGCCUGAGAGGUCGGAGGGUUGGAAUCAUCCCGUCGCCGUCGUACUUGCUGUCUCUACACAUGCGGCGAACCCCCUUCAAGCACUGUCCCAAUUGCACGCUCGACCGCCAGAGUUGCCUACUUGGGUGGAUACUACUCAUCUGCGGUACACCCUGAUAGUGCACACGAGCGAUUCGCCCUUAUCCGAUGACGAGGCGAACGCAUUGUACAACGCCGCCAAAAAGCAAUACGGCUUGCACACUUAUCUUCUCACUCUCGUUCUGCCGACCGACCCGCCGCCACCACCCGUGGCCGUGCCACCAAUACCUCCGAGUCUACCACCACCUCCUCAGAAUGAUGCGACACCAGAUCCGGCAGCUGGUGAAGACGUUCCUGGGCUUAUGGACGGCCAGAUGCGCAUGGACGAGCGCGAUAUUGCGCAAACGGCCAAAUUUGUCCGGGAGUUUGUUACCAUGAGUAUGGUACCGUGGAUGGAGAAGUGUGUGCUGGACUGGAAUGAGAAUUUCUCUUCCACCCGGCGCCUACCAUCGCGCCUCUUCUCAUCAACAAGGCGCUUAUUCGGCUCCGGCCCCGCAUCACCCGUUUCCACCACACCAAUAUCUCCCGUCGCCCGCACUCACACCUCCUCGACUUCAAUAUCUUCCUCAACAUGGGCACCCCCGCAACUGCCUACGACCUUUCCUCAACAACGACGCCUCGCAGAAUUCGCGACCAUCCUCGGUGAUCUCAAGACCGCAAUACCUGUAUGGGACGCAGUACGAAAGGAUGCCAAAGGCGGAUCAGACGUCUUGCCGCUUCUCCUCGCGCCCGGCCCUGCGAGUGCCGCUCACGCGCAGCAUGCGCUCACUACGCUCGCUGCGCCCGGGACCGAGUUGACCGCUGCCGGUCAAGUCCGCGGACUCGCAUACGCCGUACGAUGGACGCUUGGACUCUCGCCGCAGGACUUCCUCAGCGAUUCGCUGGACGGCGAGCGCUGGCUCGUAUGGGCAGCCUCUCGCGCCGAGGAGCCUCCAACAGCUCUUUUGCUCGCUCACGCAGGCUGGUGUGCUGCCAAACGAGGCGCGUUACGCAGAGCAGCGCUAUGGUACCUUGCUGCAGCCGGUCGACUCGAGAAGAGUGGGAUCAAGCCCUUGACGCUCCACUUCCUCCGGCGUGCGCACGCUCUGUACAUCGCUGCAGGAUCCCGCGAGAAACAGCUGAGCCCUGCGUUUUGGGACGCACAUGGAGUGGAACAGAACCUGAUACAAGGGUUCGACGCGGUGCUGCCUGGUAUAGAGUAUGCGCUCGGAAGGCUAUACUAUACCACUGGCGAUGUGUCACGAGCGGUCAGAUUCUUCCUGAACUUAUUGAGGGCCAGUGCAGCUACACAGGGCGUGGCUGGAGAAGGGGAGGGCGAAAGCAGUGCGAGAGGCGCCAUGGAUAAGGAAGCGCUCGCCGAUUUCCGUACGGCGUUCCAGCAUCUGCAGGGCAUGCCCAGUGACAAGAGCACGCCACCCGACUUGACACUUCCAGUCACAUUCAUCGAAGCCCGCCACACCCGUGUCCGUCUCCCCGGAGACGGCGGUGGAGGCAGUUCAGAACUCUGGGACACCCGUGCCGACUCGUGGAGGUCUUAUUGGAAGAGCAACAGCGGUGGGACUCCGGGUGCACUAGCACCAACGGGCGGCGCAGCAGCAGGCGAAGUCUUCUGGGUGGACCUAUCCAUACGAAACCCUCUGAGUGUUGAGAUCGCGUUGAGCGAUUUGACCAUUGAGCUUGGGAGUACGGGUGAUGGACCGACGCUGGGAGCUGAUGAGGUUGAGGUGGAGAAUGUCGGAGAGCUCGUGUUGGGUGCAGGAGAGAGUAUCGCCAUACCGCUGGCCGUACGGGCGCGACAACCCGGGACGCUGUAUGUCCUCGCAGCAAAAUACACGUUCAUGGGCCUCCUACCAGCACGAGAAAGCCUCGCGGCGCGUGGAAGGAGGUUGCAGGAUACGCCCGCUCAGAGGCAGGGGAAGGUGUAUGCGCCAGAUACCAGACCUCGUGCGGAGGUACGCGCUGGCGCAGUCAGAAUGUCGGCGACAUUCGUGGAGGAUGCUAGAAUGGUUCUGGCGAGAGGAGAAUGCAAGCGGAUGAGGGUGUUCUUGAGGAACGUGGGAAAGGAGAGAAUCAAGGACGUAUGGGUUGUGAAGGGCGAUGAGGACGUGUAUGUCGUGGAUCAGCGUAUGACCGUUGAUGGGGCUGAAGAGGGUGUGGAGGGUGUUGAGAGAGAGGAAGUGCUGAGAGAGCCGAACUUCCUGGGGGCGGAUCUGGUACAGAAGCUGGAUGGUAUCGAGCUGGAGCCCGGAGACAGCGGAGAGUUCUGGCUCACGUUGCAUGCGGAGGAGGUUGGCGAGAAAGAGCUAUGUCUGCUCUUCGUUUUUAGAUCGGAGGAAGGCGGCACACUCUACUCAACACGAGUGACGCGGCCAUACGAGGUCGAGUCCUUGCUAGAGCUCACUCUCCAGCAUCGACCAAGUCAUCAUACAGACCAUGCUUUCUUACUCGACCUCGCUGUGCGCAACGUCUCAAGCACAACGUCGGUGGAGCUCGUACAGACGUCGACUGUCAGCCCCGCGUGGCCAUGCUCGGCUCUGACACCCUCGCCCAGCGCUGAACUGCAUCCAAACCAAGUCGUAUGGACGGCGUUCGGUGUCCUGUCAAGCAUUCGGGGCGCGAACGAAGAAGUGACCGCCUUCGUUCAGGAGAAGCUCACUGCUGUGGUAUUCGGGAAAGAGGUUCCCCUGACCGCACCACCGGCACUUAAUUUGCUCUGCAGUCACACGUCCUCCUCGCCCGCAUCGUCUUUCUCCGACUCUAGUACUGCUGCUUUGCUCCGACAAUCCCGCCGCCUCUCUGCCGCGCGCACCGCAUCCUCUAUUCACCCGCAUAUCCCGCCCCACCUCCACCCGUACAUCUUUCCAUUAUACCAUCCUCUCGCACUCGAUGCUGUACUUCACUGGCGAAUCUCCACCCCAGGCUCGGAACCGCGUACCGGAUUUCUCCGCGCAUCGACGAUCCUCGGCGCAUCGCACGGGGCGCUCGACGCUAUCUUGACUCGCGCAGAGAACGCAAAGGUCGCGAUGAGCAUGUACGCCGAGACGACACGUGAACGUGCGGCAAUUGCAGACGCUAUACGGACUUGCGAGUGGAAUGCCGAGAUGUGCCCAAUCCUGGCCGACGUGAGCGCUGAGGCGCAAAUGGAGGAAACAGCUGGGCCAGUACGGGGUGUUAGGUUUGCGUUGCGCAACUUCUCGCCCACCAAGGCAGCGAAGUAUGUACUGAGGCUCGCGCCGCACAGCGCAGGAUCACAUUUCCCGCGCGCUGCUGGUGAAAAUGCGCCCCCCAACUGGGUCGGGCGUCUCGUGCAUCGCGGCGAGCUCGAGCCGUUACAGAUCACGAGCGUGCUCACCCGCUUGCAUACUCCGCGCGCAGACGUAUAUGCUCUCAGCGGUUGGGCCCUCGAGCAGGAUAAGGCCUUUUACGAUCCCAUUUAUAUAUUUGCGCAAUCGUCGCACGCGACAAGACCCAUGUCCUUCAACCAGCAGUACCUUUCUAUGCCACCACCACCGCCGCCAAAUGCAAUGCCCAUGAACAUGAACAUGCCCCAAUUGAUGAACUGGAAUCACUUUGUCCGCACGACCGACUUUAUCCGAUGGGCACACAGCACUUGGAGUCAGUUUCCUCAACAGAUGCGACCAGGGAUGCAACCUGGUGAUGACGAAAUACUAGUCCAUCACCUGCACGAGGGCACUAUGCAGGGCAAAUCAUAUCUGCAGAUAUUGAACGAGAUGCAUAUGGUGCGGCGGUACUCAGUCCUGGAUUGGAAAGACUAUUACCUGGACCAUGUCCGGAGGAUAGAUGGGCUAGUCUUAAUGUAUGCUCAGCAGCGACAGUCACAGUCGAGGCCCCAAGCUGGUUCACCAAGACGGACUGCCAGUACAUGA
This is a messenger RNA of Peniophora sp. CBMAI 1063, 4356 nucleotides long. The record is from the annotation of a GenBank genome assembly. NCBI's taxonomy places the organism in Eukaryota, Fungi, Basidiomycota, Agaricomycetes, Russulales, Peniophoraceae.